Messenger RNA from Sitodiplosis mosellana (orange wheat blossom midge), 1458 nucleotides. RefSeq names its product multiple inositol polyphosphate phosphatase 1-like. The transcript has 7 exons. Bases 21 to 1412 code for a protein of 463 amino acids. Gene Ontology annotation, molecular function: acid phosphatase activity; inositol phosphate phosphatase activity. The record is from RefSeq and is a predicted model, not a curated record. Lineage: Eukaryota; Metazoa; Arthropoda; Insecta; Diptera; Cecidomyiidae.
UCAUUCAGUAUCGGUCGACAAUGGUCGCGUUCGUAAGCAGUAUUUUGGUUUCGCUGUUGCUCAUCAGCACCGUUGAUUUCGCUCAAUGCAAAUCGCGACAGUAUGCUAUGCAAUGUGCGAUAGAUAUAUAUGGAGCUUUACCUUCAUCGGCUUCGACGGUCCAAUCAUAUAAAGCAAUCCUACGCAAUAGUUCAGCUACAACAUUUUCCCUUUCGAAUGAUGCCGAAGCUGACCAUAUCUGGAUGUUUGUCAGGCAUGGAACUCGUAGACCAAAAGCAGAAAAGAUCGCCGAAUUGAAGGAAUUAGAAGAAUUGCGUGAUGAAAUCGUCCAAAACUUUGCGAAUAAAAGGCAUAUACCCUUCUGCGAACGUGAUUGGGAGCGGCUAAAGCAGUGGAAAUGGGACCAUGGCAUCACUGAUGAUCAAGCGCAAAUGCUGACUACACAAGGCCAGGAUGAGAUUCGAUCCAUUGCGCAAAGCUAUAAGCGAAAGUUUCCUCAACUUUUCGAUGGUCCUUAUGAUCGGUCCAAGUUCAACUUCCAACAUACUGAAGCGGAACGCACUCGGGACAGCUUUCAUGCAUUUGUUGACGAGAUAUUUGGUGAAAAUGCACACACACAAAUCAAUGCCGAACCCACGGAGGCAACACAAGCAUUACUCAAGCCAUACAAAACAUGCGCUGCAUUCAUAUCGCAACAAGAAAAUUUGAAGGAGCCAGACUCGGAGCUGAAAAAAUUCCAAGACUCAAAAGUAUUUAAAAAAGCAAUAAAAGAUAUAAGCAAACGCUUAGGUUUUGAUGAAAAAUUAAAAAAGAAGGGAAUAAUGAACAUAUUUGACAUGUGCCGCUAUGAACAAGCUUGGAAUACGACUACGCAGAGUAUCUGGUGUGCGAUGCUGACACCUGAUGAGGUAAAAGUCCUUGAAUAUGCAAAAGAUUUAAGCGGUUAUUACGAAUUUGGCUAUGGUUCGGAAAUGAAUCGAGGCAUUCAAUGUUCGACGGUUCGGGAUAUGGUUUCACAUUUGGAAUCGAAUGCUGAUCCACGUGUCACCGUCUACUUUGGUCACUCGUCGGCUUUGUUAUUGCAUCUCACAGCGAUGGGAGCGUUCGAGGAUGGGCAGAAACUUACAGCCAAAAACUUCCAAAAAUUACCUGAACGCAAAUGGAGUACAAGCAAAAUGAGCCCGUUCGCUGGGAAUCUCGCUGCCGUUCGCUACACCAAUAAUAAAGUUAAAUUUUUCUUGAACGAAGAGUUGAUCGAAUUCAAGUGGUGCGAAAAUGGAGUCUGUGACUUGGAGCAAGUCAAAAACCAAUACAAACAUUUCAAUAAUUGUGAGAAGACUUCUUGUCCGAAAGAAGAUGCUGAUCCAAUCGAAUCAUUCUUUGGUUCAAUUAUUAGGCCAUUGUUUGAAUAACAUAUUUUUCAUCUUAAAUCAAUAAAUAAACUUAUUUCUAUCUGCA